AUGAGCCACCGUACCCCCCUCGAAAUCCGAAUGCUUAACCCAAAAGUGUUGGAAUGUACACAUAUAAGCAGCAAGUGGGUAAAGAGCACUGUCCGUGUGUUGUUUCAUGAUCGACGUCUGCAAUAAAGUGAGUACAAGCAGCUGGAGGGAUGGCGCUGGAACCGGCCAGGAGACAGAAUUCUGGAUCUUGAUACUACCCUCUCUAUGGGGAUAAUAGAGCCUCAAGCUAAUCCACUGGAGCUCAACACUAUUGAGUUCUUCUGGGAUCCUGUCAAAAAUGCCUCUAUAUUUAUUCAAGUAAACUGUAUUAGCACCGAGUUUACACCCAGGAAACACGGCGGAGAGAAGGGAGUUCCCUUCCGUAUUCAGGUAGAUACGUUUACACAGAAUGAGCAUGGAGAAUACAUGGAGCAUGUGCACUCUUCCAGCUGCCAAAUCAAAGUCUUCAAGCCAAAAGGGGCAAAUCGUAGGCUAAGGACAGACAGAGAGAAAAUUGAAAAAAAGAGUCUUCAAGACAGAGAAAAAUAUCAACCAUCAUUUGAAACUACUAUACUUACUGAGUGUUCUCCCUGGCCUGAUGGACCAUACAUCAACAGUGUAAGCAGCAGUCUAUCUCCCAUGUGCCACAUCUAAACUUCUCAUGUCUUCACAGAAGGAGACUGCUUUCCAAACCAGCAGAGGGAGCUACUCCUGCCCAGCUGCUCUGCUCAGCUUGUGCCAUCACUCUCCUCUCAUGAAGCACAGGAGUGGCUUCACCAGAACAGGUUCUCAUCUUUCUGUAGGCUUUUCUCAAACUUCUCAGGUGCAGAUUUGGUUAAGAUGAGCAAAAAUGACUUUGUUCAGAUCUGUGGUGCUGCUGAUGGGAUCCGCCUGUUUAACGCCAUCAAAGGAAGGUGUAUUCAACCACGCCUCACAGUGUAUGUUUCCCUGCAGAGAAACAAAAAUCAGCCAAACAGCAAGCCAAACAGUGAUGAGGUGUACCAUGCUUUGUCGUUGAAGCACUUGACACUUUUUGAGCUCACAGAGAAGAUAGCAAGUUUAUACAGUGUUCCGGUGCAGCAAAUCUGCCAUGUUUACAGACAAGGGCCAAUGGGUAUAUACAUCCUGGUUUCAGAUGAGAUGGUGAAGAAUUUCACAGAGGAAACAAGAUUCAUAAUAAGUGCUUUAAAAGUGGUGAUAGAUGGAAGUAACGAGAGGUAUCAUGUUGUCCUGAAGUGACCCAAGAUCACAGCUACAGGUUUCAUUUUUUUUUU
Molecule: messenger RNA, 1253 nt
Organism: Tachysurus vachellii
Lineage: Eukaryota; Metazoa; Chordata; Actinopteri; Siluriformes; Bagridae
Product: transcription factor CP2-like protein 1
Biological process (GO): regulation of transcription by RNA polymerase II
Cellular component (GO): nucleus
Molecular function (GO): RNA polymerase II cis-regulatory region sequence-specific DNA binding; DNA-binding transcription activator activity, RNA polymerase II-specific
Source: RefSeq, a predicted model, not a curated record